This is a messenger RNA of Pararge aegeria (speckled wood butterfly), 2429 nucleotides long. RefSeq lists its product as uncharacterized. The record is from RefSeq and is a predicted model, not a curated record. Lineage: Eukaryota; Metazoa; Arthropoda; Insecta; Lepidoptera; Nymphalidae. The transcript is spliced from 8 exons. Gene Ontology annotation, molecular function: DNA binding. Bases 406 to 2334 code for a protein of 642 amino acids.
UUGUAGAAAUAAAUAAAAAAUAACAAUGUUUUCGCGUGUCGAUUUGUUCAGUUUAGAUUUUAACGCAAAUUUAUUAAUGCGUCGCGCGCAUAAAUCAUAUUUUAAAAGUGUUAAAAAGUGUUCAACAAAUAUCAGUUAUGUUUUCUAACCUAAACGAAAAUGUCAUAAUAUAUUUGUUUUGUUGUGGUGUAUUUUGUGAUAUUUUAGUGGAAAUUAAGUGAGUGCAAUUAGUGUUAGUGAGUGUCUGUUACCCUGGAAUGCAGUGAAAAUAUAUACAGUUUCUAUACCCCUACUUCGAAGGCGCGAGAAGGACGAUGCAGAAGUUACGUGUGGAAGUAUUUCAAGAAAAACAAUCGUCUUUAUGUAACGUGUAAACUCUGUUCGUGGACCGGACUAAGAAGAAGUAUGUACAGACAUCUAAGGUCGCAUCAUUCUAUGAGCUAUCAAGACUAUAGGCGAAAUAGCGGAAACAAAUAUAUGGAUACCGGUUACAUAAGAAGAGCUAAGGUUAUUCGCUUGUGGAGCUGGACUCGCAAGUACUAUUGCAAAGUAAAUGAAAGAUUCAUAAAAUGCAAAAUUUGUGAACGCUUUUUAAAGAAAUCAAGUAAUAAAAACGGUAACAUACAUCGUCAUAUAAAAUUAAAACAUCCAUAUAUAUAUUUUAAAGAAAACAAUCAGAAACGUUCAGCUCAAGAUGGCGACUCUAGCUUGGAAGAAACUGAUGAGGCUGUUGAGCAAGUAUUCUAUAUUAAAGAUUUGACUCGAGUAAAAUCAAAAGACAACAACAGUGAAGCUCAAGAUGAUGAAGUGCUUAACUCUGACAUCGAUGAAAAUGUAGAUAAAAUACCCGAUGCGAACAAUAUUGAACAUCACGCUUCACGUUCAGAAGUAGAUGUGAAAAUACAAGAUAAAUGCAACAAGACGGUUUUGGGAAAACAAUUUGCUACUACAAAUACACGGAGAUAUUAUAGUUGGACACGAAAAUACUAUAACAAAAUCAAUGAUAAAUUCAUAAAAUGCAGAAUUUGUAAAAGAGUUUUAAAAAUGAACAUUAGUAACAAUGGAAAUAUACUUCGACAUAUUAAACAAAAACAUCCUGAUAUAUACUUUAAUGAAACUGAUUCUAAUGAAUCAACUAAAGAACUUGUAGAUGAUGACUCUAACCUUAAGGAAUUCAAUAAAGCUAGACCACAAGUUAUCUACAUUAAAGAAUUAGAUAAAAAAGAGACGCAAGACAAUAACACUGAAGUAAGAGAUGAUAAUUUGUUUGGACCAAGAAUAGGCGGAAGCAUAGAUAACAUGUCUGAUGUGGAAGAGACUGAACACUCUGUUUCUAAAACAAAAAAAGAAUUAAACAUAAAAAGUCCCAGUGACGAAGUAGUUGAGGAAAAACGAAUCAAUGCUACAAAUGAUCGGAGAAAUCGUAGUUGGACACGAAAGUAUUAUUACAAAAUAAAUAAUAGAUUGAUAAAAUGCAGAAUCUGCCACAGACUUUUGAACAUGAACAUACAUCGGCAUAUUAAAACAAAACAUCCUGAUAUUUAUUUGAAAGAGAAUCCGAAAGUUCAGGACCCUGACAUCAAAGAAGAGUUAAGGAUGAAAAAUUUGUGUGAAAAAACCGCCAUAGGAGUACGAGCGAGAACAAAUAAAUCCUGCAUUUGGAAUUUCUUUGAAAUUGUUGAACAAGAUCGAUUGUACCAAUGCAGUUUCUGUCAAAAAACGGUCGCCAUCUUCCCAAAAAACGUUUUCAAUUUGAAAAGGCAUAUAUCGAAUGCCCACAAGAAGCAGUACGAUAUUAUUAUGAAGUAUGGAGAUUUGGAACCGAGAGAUUCGGAAAACCAGGAAGCAGCAAAUCCAGAAGUUCCAGGUGUAUCAAGCGUCGAAAUAGCGUUCUUGAGUUUGGACGAUGAAAAUAGCGGGAAAUUUAAAUGUACAAGAUGCGAAGAAAUCAUCGAGAGCACAGAGGAGGAAAGUGAUUCCGUACUAAUAGAGCACGUUCACAUAUGUCAGCUUAAACCCGCACCAGAGGAAAUUGAAACUGAUGCAAAGAUAAUUAAAAGCAUAGAAGAACAAAAUAUUUCCCAAUGUUAUUUCAGCUACAAGUUCAUACCGUGCCCCCGCGGGAAGCAAUUGCUUAUGUUCAACGGAUACACUUUUUCACAGAACAAUCGCGCGAGACGCAUGUUCUAUUGUUCCAAGAAGGAUAGCCAUUGCAAAUGUAGGAUCAAACUGGGCUGCGACGGUAGAGUGGAGUCGAUUAAGGAUUACCACAACCACAGGCCGCCGAAGUAUGCUGUUAAUGUUGAUGGGACCUAUCUGAAGAUUUCGUCAUAGAUAAUACAAAUGUUAAAGGCAAUUCUCUGAAUACACGACAUGACUUAACAAUUAUUCAUUGUAACGUCAACAUCUCCCGAGGAUGAUCCGGUUUC